GGAGGAGAGGAUAGAUGGAGAAGAUGGGAGGAGAGGAUAGAUGGAGAAGAUGGGAGGGGAGGAGAGGAUAGAUGGAGAAAAGUAUUUGCACACACUAGCUAUCCAAUGAUGGUGCUCACUGAAAAUGUAAUCACACACACACACACACACACACAAACACACACAAAGCCUCUUCCCAUCCUCGUUCCCUGCUCACCUCUCUCUCUCUCUCUCUCUCUCUCUCUCUCCUGUCGUCACAUGUGAGCCGUGGCUAUGAGCUCAUUACUGUCAGCCAAGUGCAGUGAGCAGGGAGAGAGACACUGCUGCUCCCUCAUCUCCUCUCUGGUCCAUCUGAGGGGCUCUAACAGCCCAGCAGGCGAUACCAAAUCUUGGCAGGAGCCUUACCACCUCCCCCUUUCUGUCUGCUGGAUCCCCAGGGCCAGGCACUGCGUGCUUAGGGCGUGUGUGUUUGCACGUGUGUGUGAGAGAGGAGCCAAGUCGGUCACACAGACAGCAGAAAAACAAGCCACGACAGCAUCCAUCUACCAUCUACCACAUCAGAACGAGAGGAGAGCGGGAGGAAGGAAGAAUAGACUGAUUGCUGGUGCUGCAGACGGAGGCAUGGAGGAGAGGUGUGUGUCAGCCAUGUGUGUGUGGAGCUGAGGCGUCAGUCACGGGUUCUGGCGGACGGACAGUCGGAGGGAAGGAGGACUGGAAUGUGGAUGUUGCCUGCCUGUCAGAGGGAAACGAUGCUGUGAGCUGGGGCUUAGCAGGCAGAUCUCUGUGUCUCUGUGUCUCUUUCUCUUCUCCCCGCAUACAGAGGAAAGAAACAUUAGCUGCUAGCUCCAUCUCUCCGCUGCUCUGCUCAGCCGACGCUCUAUCUCUCUCUCCCUCUCCUCUCACAUCCCUUCAUCUCUCUGCUCCAACCACAGUCUCCCUGGAAAUGAUCUCACACUGGAUGUUGCAGUCAGACACUGCUCUACUCGCUGAAUAGCAUCGACUUGCACUAGGAAUUUACUAAUCAGAGCAAUGCAUCUGGUCCUGUGGAGAGCCAGUGGAUUUCACAGUGAUUCCCGUCCACCACUCGGAUAUACAGAGUUGGAGUUUUGACACAAGCUCAUCUACGCAAGCCUGUCAGAGUUGUGUCUGCCUGGGGGUUGACGCUCCCUCCACCGUCCCUCCUCCUCCUCCCCCUCCUCCACCAACACCACCGCUGGCUCCUCCACCGCUGGCUCCUCAGUCCGAGCAGAGCUGCUCCACUGCAUCUUUAAUAGACGUCUCUCAAAGCAUUGCCUUCCAUGGUUUCUGCCCUGCUCCAGACCCUAUCAUCUUAUAUCGUGAAGAUUUGCAAAGGAAUGUUUACAAAGAAAUUGGUGAAUCCCACAAAGAAGAAAGAGAGUAGCGACAAUAAAGAGCCCAAAUUGACCACCAUUGAUUUGCAUGACCAAGGUAACCUGACGCAGACACUCUCCACAACUCUGAAAACCACAGUGAAAAAUAUCAGCAAAUGCUCUUCGGCGCGUAACAUCUCUCUUGAAUUAGACGACGGAAAAAACGACUGCUCAUCUCUCUCACCGACUUUCAGUUACCGUGUAGCGAUAGCGAACGGACUCCCGAAAAACACUCUUCUGCUGAACAAUAAUGAGAGUAUCUUCCAGGAGAUCCUCUCCAUCAAUAGCGAAUACUCUGACUCCCUGAGCGAGGCCAAACCUGUGCGUAGAUUCGAUGAGCAGAAAUCUCACACCAUGCCAGUGAGACGGAACAGGAAGAGCCUCAUUAGUCUGGCACCCUCCGAUGGCAGCUCAGAGGGUGAGAGGGUGGAGAGGUCAAGUCUGCACACUCUCCGACUUGGCGCGCUACGCAAGCUGAGGAAAUGGAAAAAGAGUCAGGAGUGCGUGUCUUCGGACUCCGAGGUGAGCAACUGGAGGAAGACCCUGGGUAUCCGGAGCAAGUCCCUGGACCGGGCUGGGAGGCAGCAGAAGUCGACCUCUGCCUUAGAAGCCGGCUCCAGCUCUACAGGCUGCAUCAACCAAACCCAGGAUGUGAUGGAGAUGAUCUUUAAGGAGCUGCAGGGCAUCAGCCAGAUCGAGACAGAGCUUUCAGAGCUCAGGGGACACGUCAAUGCCCUGAAGAACUCCAUCGACGAGAUCUCCUCCAGCGUGGAGGUGGUGCAGACCGAGAUCGAACAACUGCGUACUGGCUUUGUCCAGUCCCGGAGAGAGACGCGAGACAUCCACGACUACAUCAAGCAGGUCAGCCACCAGGCCAACAAGGCCAGUCUGAGGUUCAUAAACGUCCCUGAGGAGAAGCUGGAGAAAACUGAAAGUCUCAUCUAUCACAUUCUAAAGGACAAAAUGGGAUUUGCUGAAGCACAUAAAACACUUAAAAUAGAGCUAGCCCAUCGGUUAGGGCAACAAAGAGAAUGUUCCAAUGCAAAACCUAGGCCUAUUAUUGUAAUAUUCUCAACCCCCUCAGAUAGAGAUUUAGUUUUGAAAAAAUGCUACAAACUGAAGGGGACUGGUAUAUCUGUAUCCACUGAUAGCUUAACGACUCAUGAUGUGAAGGAAAAUAAAAAUAAAGGAGAAAUGUCCUCUUCUCAAACCUAUGAGAGCAUGGACAUUAAGGUCUCAGCCAAGGACAAAGCUGAGAGUGAUGACUGGGACUCUAUGGACAGUGACAAGGAGCUAGACGAACUAAACAGGAACAAAUAUGCAAUGGUGGUGUCCAAGCCUGUUCACAAACAUAAAGCAGAUAAAAAGAGGCACGGUCACCAUGAGCACGGUAGCCGGUCUGCGGAUGAGGCAGGCUACUCUGCCUCAGUUCACUACGCUGAUGACUCCUAUGAUGAGUCUGACAAAGCCUCCAAGCCCUACUAUGGGGACCUCACCCCCGGCUGGCUUUCUCAGAGCGACUACUCCACACCCAAGCUCAGCCGCUCCGAGUCUGACUGCUCCAAGCUCUGCCAGUCCUACUCUGAAGACUUCUCAGAGAGCCAGUACUUCAGCCGGCCCAAUGGCAGCUCUCUACUAUCCUCCUCAGACCAGGAGCUGUGGCAGAGGAAGCAGGAGGACAUGGCGUCAUCAUGGUAUGCCAGCCAGACCCUCAGCCAGGAGAACCCUCCGUACGCUGAGCCCAACGAGGCCGAGACCACCGAGACCAUCGACAGUGGGGUGAGCAAUGGGCUGAUCUGCAUGUCUGGGGAUAGGAGCCAUUACAGCGGCUCGCAGCUGUCUCUGCAGGGAGACCUCUCCCCAUGGAAGGACUGGCCUCACCUGGAGCAGGGAGCAGACUCUGGGCUGGACGCUUCCACAGAGCAGAACCUGGUGUCUGAGGUCAGCAGCCCCUUUGACCCAGCUGCCAUCCCUGGCUUCCCUGAGAACAUCACCAAGUGUCAGGAGGUGGACCUGGCAUUUGAAGGGGAGGAGACUUUCAUGUUGGAUAUGGUGGAAAGCACCCUCUUGGACACUGCCCCACUGGAGAUCACCCAACUAGAGAGUGCCCAGCUGGGUAGUGCUCCCCCCACUACUCUUUAUACAGCCCCUAUCGUAGCGAAAGAACCUGUUGUAACACCACCUGUCCAUAAGCCUAAAGCUAAAGAGACUGCUAAAACACUUCCUAAAGAAACUUCUAAAGCAGCUCCUAAAGCUAAAACACCUCCUAAAGAGUUAGCUAAAACUGUUCCUAAAGAGAUUGCUAAGACUAUUCCUAAAGAGGUUUCUAAAACUAUUCCUAAAGAGGUUGCUAAAAUUAUUCCUAAAGAGGUUGCCAAAACACCUAAAGAGGUUGCUAAACCUAUUCCUAAAGAGGUUGCCAAAACACCUAAAGAGGUUGCUAAAACUAUUCCUAAAGAGGUUGCUAAACCUAUUCCUAAAGAGGUUGCUAAAACUAUUCCUAAAGAGGUUUCUAACACUAUUUAUAAAGUGACUUCUAAACCGGCAAAAGAGGUUGCUAAAUCAAUUGCUGAAGAAGCUGCUAAAACUAUUAAACAAAGAGAAACAGCCAAAAUGAUUCCUAAAGAGAAUGUUAAAUCAUCUCCUAAAGAAAUUGUUAAAGCUAUUCAUACAGAGGCUCCUAAAACACCUCUGAAAGACACUCCCAAAACAAGCCCAAAAGAAACUCCCAAAACAAGUCCGAAAGACACUCCCAAAACAAGUCCAAAAGAGGCUGUGAAAAUACUUCCCAAAGACACUCCUAAAACAAGUCCAAAAGAGACUGUGAAAACACCUCCCAAAGACACUUCUAAAACUCGUCCAAAAGAGACACCUAAAAUGGUUCCUAAAGGGGCAUCUAACACACUUCCUAAAAUGGCAGCUAAAGAAGCCCCUGAACUAUCCACCCAAACAUUCCCUGAGCUUGAUGUCAAACACAGCUUCCAACCGAGCCAGACCAAGUCAUCCACCAUGUACCGUAGCCAGAGCGAGAUCCGGUCCGAGAAAGUUGUAGAGGAGGUGCCCAAGUCCUGGAGCAGCCGCCUCAGCAUCGACCUCACCGACAAAGCUCCAUCCUUCAGCUUUGGGUUCGGCUCCACCCUGAAGAAGGCAAAAUCAGCCCUGGAGGUGGUGUGGAAGUCAGGCCCUCCACCUAGUGCCGCUCCCCCAGAGCCACCCCCAGACUCAGGCUCCUUCAUGGGUCGCUUCUGCACACUGUCCACCUCCACGGCCAACGACUCCAGCACCACCAUCGACUCAGACGUCUACACAGAUUCCUUUGUCUACAAGGCUGAAGAUGAAGAUGAGGCUACCGCUGGUGACCAGCUGGAGGACAACGAGACCGCCUAUGUCGGGGUGAUGGAGCAGGUCCUGGCCAACCUGGAGAACCGGUCCAAUGCCAACGACACAGAAGAGACAGAGGAGUUUGAGGAGCCCAUACUGGAUUAUGAUCCUGAUGCCUCUCAGGAUUAUGUCUCUGAAGACUAUGAGGCUACCACCCAGGAUUACGAGGACUCUGAUGAAGUUGAGGCCACCCAGGAGGCUGCAGUCGUUCUUGAGUAUGACUGUAGUCUGGACGAGCAUUACGACGAGGAGUACAGUGAGGAUUACGUUGAUGAUGCAAUGACGGGGGACACGGCAGAGGACACAGCAGAGUAUGAGGCCAUGGUGGAGUAUGUCGAGGUGGAGGAGCCUGACGAGGAGGAAGAAGAGGAGGAGGAGGAGGAAGAGGAGUUAAUGGAGGACAUGGAAGAGGGGGAUGAGAUGGAGGAGACCUCCGAAGCGUCUGCAUCGGAGAGGACGGAAAACCUAGAGGAUGAGAACAAAAACAUUCCGGAGAAGGAGGAGAUGCCUGCAGAGGCUCCGCCCAAAAAGCGAAUCCGUCCUACGUUUAAGGAGGCUGCGCUGAGGGCCUACAGGAAGCAGAUGGAUGAGCUGCAGCAGCAGAUCCUGGCUGGAGAAAAACCUCCACCACACAACAAGCCUCUCAAUGUGCUGGAUCCCAAAGUACUGGGCCUACAGGCUGUCGGAGGAGCUGGCUGCAUUCUUUAUGGCAUUGACAGCAUGCCAGAUUUACGCCGCAAGAGGACCUUACCUAUUGUCCGAGACCUGGCUAUGACUCUCGCUGCUCGAAAGGCAGGCAUCUCGUUCGCCCUGGUGACUAGAUCGACCCUGAACAACGAGGACCUGGUAGGUCGCCCCACUCACUGCCUGCAUGUAAAUCACUGGACAAUCAGAUCCCCCAGGGGUAAAGAGGGGGAGGGACUAAUGUGA
Oncorhynchus kisutch (coho salmon) is the source of this 5681-nucleotide messenger RNA. RefSeq names its product protein unc-13 homolog C-like. Gene Ontology annotation, biological process: dense core granule priming; synaptic vesicle priming; synaptic transmission, glutamatergic. Gene Ontology annotation, molecular function: calmodulin binding; syntaxin-1 binding; diacylglycerol binding. Gene Ontology annotation, cellular component: presynaptic active zone cytoplasmic component; plasma membrane; synaptic vesicle membrane. The coding region runs from base 1278 to 5681 and encodes 1467 amino acids. The record is from RefSeq and is a predicted model, not a curated record. NCBI's taxonomy places the organism in Eukaryota, Metazoa, Chordata, Actinopteri, Salmoniformes, Salmonidae. The transcript is spliced from 7 exons.